ACGGAGCUAAAGAAGCUGUUAAAGAGUUCCCGCCUCUCUGAGAGGUGCAGGGGGGGAAAUUAAACGCGGUCUGUUUGUGUACGGCGCGGAGCGGCCGGUGCUCGGUAAAGGAGCAGUCCGGUGCUCGGUAAAGGAGAAGUCCGGUGCUCGGUAAAGGAGAAGUCCGGUGCUCAGCUGAUUUAACGUGAAACGAGCUGCUACAGCGUCAGCUUCAGGUAUGACGCUGUUAGCGUGAUGACGCAGGGCGAGCUGCACCAAUCACAUGACAGUAUCACAGUUCACCGGGACCGGGUCGACACCGAGCAGAGAGCCGGAGGAAGAUGUCCGGCGGCGGCUUCAGGUGGACGGUGGUCGUCCUGACCUGCCAACACAAAGACAGCGUGUACGCCUUCCAGACAGAGCUGGAGUUGCGGCAGCAGCGUGGCUCUCUCUCUGAGGGUGCGUUGGUUUUGACGGUGCAGGACCGCCAGGAGCCGCUGGGCAGCGGGGGGGCGACGCUGAACGCUCUGCUGGUCGCUGCUGAACACCUGAGCAACAGAGCCGGACACACGGUGGUGACAGCUGACGUCCUGGAUGAUGCUCACAUCCUCCUCCUCCACACCGGGCGGGACUUCCCGUGGAGCUCCUGCAGCAGAGCCUUCUGCUGGCUGCCUGUAGAGAGAGCCAAUCAGAGAGUCCAGGCUCCGGUGUGCUGUCUGGACCUGCUGCUGGACCUGCUCAGUAACCAGAUCUGUCCCGGCUCUCCUCCUGGUGUUUGGGUCUGCAGCACCGACACCAUCCUCACCGUCCCUCCUGACUUCGUUUUGUCGUGGGAAGGUUUCUCUGGUGUUCGGGUUUUGGCGUUACCCGGCGAUGUCUCCUACGCAGCCAAUCACGGGGUCUACCUGCCCGACCAACAGGGUCAGGUCAGAGACAUCAUCUACAAGGGAACCAAGGAGCAGAUUCAACAAGCAGUGAUGCCUGAUGGGAAAGUGCCGCUGGUGUCAGGGCCGGUCUUCUUCAGCAGGUCUGUAUCAGAAAAGCUGCUUCAGGCUCACGUCAGUCCUCCUCUAGACGGCUGCACCUACCUGGGCCUGGACUCUGGAGCUCCACCCCUCCAGAUCUCGUUGUUCCUGGACGUGCUGAAGUGUCUCUGCUCAGAUCUGACUCAGGAUCAGUUUGUGAGCGAGCAGCGAGCCGGCUGCAGCUCAGCUGUUGGAGCACAGGGGGCGUCAGUGAGGAGCGGCCGGGCGGAGCUGUGGAGGAUCCUGAGAGGAACGCCGCUCAGCGUGGUGUACGUCCCCGGCGGUCGCUAUGACUACCUGACUCUGUCUGGAAAGCAGCAUGUGGAGCGUCUGAGCUGUGAUUGGACGGAUACAAACACUCUGUCUCACAUCCAGAGAGAGAGCUGGGUCGACGAAGGAGGCCGAGUGAUCAACAGUGUUCUUGAGGGAGAUGUUACCGUGGCAACCGGGGCGGUGGUGCAACACUGCCACCUACAGGGUCCUCUUCUCGUCCCGUCGGGUUGUUUCCUGUCGGGUCUCGAGUCGGUGACAUCACAGCUGGAGCUGAGCGAUGACAUCAUCGUCCAGGGGCAUCGCAUUGAGCUGGGGCAGCUGCAGCUGAAGGUGUACACGGUGACGGGAGCGCACGACCAGCUGCAGGUCUCCUCUGAUGACAGCAGUGCCUCCUUCCUCAACCAGAGAUGGAGCAUCUUCUACAGCAGAACAGGAAUCCAGCCAGAGGAGUUGUGGGUCCGAGGAGAACAGCGCUCCCUCCUGGAGGCUCGUCUCUUCCCCGUCCUCCACCCGAGAGGAGGCGCCGUUGGCUUGGACGAAGGUGUGGGCUGGCUGCUCGGCAGAGGCAGCUUUCUGAGGAGGUGGAGGGAGGCGUGGAGGCUGUCUCUUAAGGAAGUGAUGUCACUCACGCAGCAGGAGGCGGAGCUGCAGUGGAGGGAGGAGUUACUAUUCUUAGCAGGGAGGAGGAGAGUGAGCGCCGCCCUGAGGAGUCGCUCAGACAUCUGCCUGCUGCCGUGCUUCAGGGCGGCCGUGCUCGGAGGCCAGCAGGAGGCGCUGCUGGAGACGCUCGAUAACCUUGCAGCAGGAAGUAGCGAGCAGGGGGAGGAGUCAGGUGUGGAGCUGGGCGUGGCCGCUCGCUGCCUCUCAUGUAUUGCUGACGUGUUGGUGUGCAUGGCGGGGGGGAGGGGAGGUCUGAGGAGCGGGCCGGCCGCUAACGAGGCCUGGACCUCCGCCUAUCUCCUAUUGGAGGAGGGGAACCUGAGGGGCGGAGUCAAGGCGCUGGCUGCGCAGAGAGCUCAUUGGCUCAGCAGGCCGGACCUGCUGGUUCGGGCGGCGCGGCACUACGAGGGCGCCGGCCAGGUGCUCCUACGAAAAGCUGUGAUGUCAUCACAGAGGUUUAUCUCCACUGGCCGGGAUGAGGUCCCGCCCCUCGAGGAGUGGCAGGAUGUGGAGUGUCCGGCCAGACUGGACCUGGCAGGCGGGUGGAGCGACACUCCGCCCAUCGCCUUCGAGCACGGCGGCUCUGUGACCAACGUCGCCGUGAAGGUCGAUGGGAAGCGUCCUAUUGGUGCCAAGGCACGUCGAACCAGAGAGCCCCGCCUCCUGCUGGUCAGCCACACUGCAGGGCGGGACAGCGCCGUCUCCACGGAGACGGUGUGCCACAGCCUGGAUGACCUCAGAGACUACUGUCAGCCGCACGCGCCCGGAGCUCUGCUGAAGGCUGUGUGUGUGUGCAGCGGUCUGGUGUCUCUGUCCUCCCAGCAUCCUCUGGGGGAUCAGCUGAUGCGGCGGUGGGGAGGAGGGGUGGAGCUUCACAGCUGGUCGGCGCUGCCCACCGGCUCUGGACUGGGUACCAGCAGCAUCCUGGCGGGGGCGCUGUUGGCUGCAGUGUACAGGUGUACCGGUCAGACCUACGACACGGACUCUCUGAUCCACGGCGUCCUCCACCUGGAGCAGAUCCUCACCACAGGUGGAGGCUGGCAGGAUCAGGUGGGAGGUCUGGUGGGCGGAGUCAAGGUGGGUCGUUCCAAAGCGUCUCUGCCCCUGCAGGUGGAGGUGGAACGUCUCAGUCCUCCGGACCACUUCCUGCUUUCACUGGAGCGCCACCUCCUAUUGGUUUACACCGGAAAGACCCGACUGGCUCGCAACCUGCUGCAGGACGUGGUCCGUAGCUGGUACAGCCGGGUCCCCUCCAUGGUGCAGAACGUGCAGCAGCUGGUGUUGAACUCUGAGGCCUGUGCUGCAGCCUGUUUAGACGGUUCUCUGUCUGGUCUGGGUCUGUGUCUGGACCGGUCAUGGCAGCAGAAGAAGCUGAUGGCUCCUGGCUGUGAGCCGGCCUCGGUGAGGGCCAUGAUGGAGGCCCUGAGGCCGCUGGUCCUGGGUCAGAGCCUGGCUGGAGCCGGAGGUGGAGGCUUCCUGUACCUGCUGACCCGAGAGCCUGGACAGAGGGCGGAGGUGCUGAAGGUGCUCCGCGACACGGAGGGUCUGGGAGACGUCAGCGUCCACUCUGUGGAGCCGGACAUGGACGGGAUCACAGUCCUCCCACCGUACUGAGGACAGACACACACACACACGCUUAUCUUUGUGUACGUGUGAGUACACAAGUGUGUGUGUGUUUUGUGUUUACAUGAAUGUCAAAGUUUUACACGUCAUCAAUAAACAAACAAACUGUG
This is a messenger RNA of Larimichthys crocea (large yellow croaker), 3670 nucleotides long. RefSeq names its product fucose kinase (gene fcsk). The transcript is spliced from 23 exons. Bases 321 to 3551 code for a protein of 1076 amino acids. NCBI's taxonomy places the organism in Eukaryota, Metazoa, Chordata, Actinopteri, Sciaenidae. The record is from RefSeq and is a predicted model, not a curated record. Gene Ontology annotation, biological process: GDP-L-fucose salvage. Gene Ontology annotation, molecular function: fucokinase activity; ATP binding.